This is a messenger RNA of Colletotrichum karsti, 1836 nucleotides long. RefSeq lists its product as uncharacterized. Gene Ontology annotation, molecular function: zinc ion binding; DNA binding. The transcript has 3 exons. Gene Ontology annotation, cellular component: nucleus. The record is from RefSeq and is a predicted model, not a curated record. The coding region runs from base 1 to 1836 and encodes 611 amino acids. NCBI's taxonomy places the organism in Eukaryota, Fungi, Ascomycota, Sordariomycetes, Glomerellales, Glomerellaceae. Gene Ontology annotation, biological process: DNA-templated transcription.
AUGGGCGGAAGAUCAAGUGCAACAGGGGUCGCCCGUGUGACCGAUCAAGCCGGAGAUGCCGCCAAGCCCAAUAGAGAGCCAGCGCGGUCAGAUUACCCCGUGGUUGCUUCGUUUGCAGAAGGAAAAGCGCGCACAGGAACAUCAACUUCGUGGGCGAGACUACUAUGGGAUUUCGAGGAAGCCCGCGACUAUUUUUUCGGACUUGAUACCGAAUACAGUUACAUGUUAAAGAGAGUGAAGGGGCUCAAAAGCCUCUUCUCCCCAAGACAGAGCACCAACUUUCCUUUUGGAGAUCCGUCGAGUGAUCUGCAGUCGCGAGAGUACUUGCUCUCACAGCUUCCUGCACGAGAAAUUGUCGAAGCGCUGCUCCAUAACUACAUGCGCACCUACGAAAAGCUCUUUCCGCUUUGGCAUCAACCAUCGUUCGAUCAGAACAUGAAGGAUUUCUGGGAGUCUCCUCAAUUUGUCGAGCGGACUUUCUUGGCUCAGAUAUACAUGAUGCUCGCAUUGAGCUGUCAUUCCGCUCCUGAUGGUGUGGCGGCUCUGCGUCAGCUUGACUUGGUCGAGCUGUCCCACACCUUCUUCGGUCUUGCGGAUGCAGCUUUCAAAGGCUCACAGUUUAUGAUGGUCCACGACCUCGCGGUUCUCAGGACACUCUGCAUGGCUGCAAUCGCGAAGAUCAUGGACCUCAUUACCUUCAACGACGCUAGAAGCUGCUCAUUACUCAUGGGCCUGGUCGUGAGACUAGCCGAGAACAUGUCAAUGCACAGGCAACCGAGCCUGUUUGUUGGAAUGUCCCAGUCUGAGGGAUUGACCAGGCAGAGAAUCUGGACGACCAUUACCUAUCUUGAUCUUGCGACCUCCGUGAGCACGAGUUUACCGCCCCUCAUUCGACCCGACGAUCAUGAUGUGUUUUCUAUGUCAGACCUUCCGGAGAAUUCAGCAAAAGGGUGUGAUGCCGACGAACUUGCUGGAUUCCAAAAUCUGCUAUCCGAGGCUUUACCACUUGCAUCUUCCAUUAUCAGCACAGCCAACUCUGUGAAGCCUGAGGUUAUUUACGACGAGGUCGAAAAGACGGAUAAAAAGCUGCGCAAUAUUCUGAACAGGCUCAACAAGGUUGAAAUGGGUGACGGAGUUGAUGCGUUCUCUCUUCAAGGCAUCAUGCUGCAGAGGGCAAUGCUUCAAAUAUUCGUUCGUCGAAUGCUGCUGAUCUUACACGAGCCAUUUGCGAGGGACCCUAAGCUAUCGACUGGAUACAAGACAUCGCGCUUCGCUGUUAUGGAAUGCUCACUCGCCUUGGUUCUCUGCCACGGCAGUCUGAGUGAAGCUGCGACCCUUGGCAACCCAGUGGAAUGGUUCCUCAACUUUUUCAAAGAAGACUUUGGCAUUGCUGCAAUCUACGUCACUCGAGCGAUCCGCAGAAACGACUUUGAUACAGAUGCGCAUCUGUUACCCCACACUUGUCCCAGAGAAAUAGCUUGGACGGCACUGAGAAGGUCAGCCGAGAUACUGGAGGAGCAUGCGGGAGACUCGGUGAACCAUUUUCGAAUAUACAUGGGAGUAGUCCAUCUUGUGGCAGCACUAGAGGCGCUAGAUUCAGGAAUUCCGAUGCUGGAGAAGAUGCUUGAGGCUGGCCGAACAGUCAUCCGCAAAAUUCAUGAGAAAAAAGGUGUCGAGGUUGGCGACAUGGACCUUUCGCCAGCGGCAGAGGUUACCCCUAGCAACUCGGAUGAGAUGGACAACUACCAGCCUGAUGACUGGGUGCCCUUUGGCCGAGCGUGGCUGCAACUCGAUCAGGAGUCCGAAUCUCCAAAUCAACAGAGUUUGUUUUUCUGA